CUGUACCGGUAGCACUAGUACGGUACUGUAGGUCAGCCGCACCACGCACUUAAAUCGUCCCGUCAGCUGAGGCCGAGCCUGGUGGGUUGACGGGAGGAAAAAAAUCUAUGAUAAACCCGUGUCCUUUUUGACCCUUUCUCACAUUUCGUUCUUGGCGUUCCGCAACCUGGCAUCCGUGUUCUUUCUCGCUUCUUCCCCGGAACCGUCCCCCGGAAACAUAAAGCUCACUCCGCUGCCCUCUUGCCCUUUUCUUUGCUCUCUGUGGUCUUUUCUCUCUCCCUUCCUCUCCCCCCUUCCCCACCCCCUCCGCAUUUAAACGUGGCGUAGCAGCAGGGUCUCCUGUGCUUUGUCUUGAACUAUCACCCUCCCGUUGUGAGGAGUCCGGAAUUAACAUCUCGAGCAGAUUCUCCAGGUACGAUGAUGUCCCUCAGAUUUCGUAAUCCGAGUUAUUCUAUUCUAUUUUAUUUUAGCCUUUGGUGUCUUAGUUUACCAUUCAUUUUCUCUGGGUUCCCCUACUUUUCCUUUUCUGCCUGAGCGUUGGUUCAUUCAAAGACACCGACGGAGUAAAGCUUUGCCACUGCUAUCGAAGCUUCCUUACAGCAUCUCAUUUCCUGUCACCCAAUUUAUUUUUUCCUGCGUUUGUGGGUGGUUUCCUGGGCUGAUCGUUGUCUCCAUUAUGGAUCUUUAGUUCUCCGCGAGGGAGAACCCAUACUGUCUAUCUGUAUUCGAAAGGCUUUCUCACCCAAACGAUUUCUGGGACCCAACUUCAUGUCUGGACUGAUCAACGGCAGUGAUGGCGCCGCUCCCGCCGGGGAGAGUGCCUCCCAAAUUACCCCCGUUGCUCCAGUUGAUGAAGCUCCAGUCGAACUCUCCACCGCCGCAAAGCUCAUGCAACAGCACGCCCUAGCUGCUCAGGAAGAGACUCUCACUUCGGAGGUCAAGAACGAAGAUGCUACUGUCACUGGUGCCCUCAUCGCCAAGGCCGAGAAGAAAGCCCCGAAGCAGAAUGAGGGGCCUAAGGUCCGCAGUCUCGAUGUUUCUUCCGAUGAAGCCUUCCCUAACCUCGGCGGUGCUUCCAGCAGGCCUACCCCCGCUCGCGCUUCCUCCGGGUGGGGCGCUGGUAUGGCUCCCCCGGUGGCAAAUAGUAAUGGGCGUAAUGGGGAAUCUGCAACAACUUCUACUGGUUCUUUCACUCCGGCUGUCCAGGGGUCUAGUGGUCAGUCUACCAUUUACCUUUUGCCAUCACAGCAGAGACCUGUGAGCGAGCUGAGGAAGACUCGUAUUGAAUUAGUCAAGGAUAUCAUGAGAAGCACUGGUACCAAGAUUGAAAUGCAACAGACAUCUACGCAAACUACCGUCUUUAUUAUUUCCGGAACCGAGGCCAGCAGGCAAAGGGCUAACAGAGAGAUUCACAAGGAAAUGUCUGCUAAGGUAUGAUUCAUGAGGGAAGGCGGGCUCAAGGUUGGAGAUUCAAUGCUGAUUCAGGUUUAAGAAAACCGAAACCAUUACAAUUCCAGCCAUUGUGAGACCUUACAUUAUCGGGAAAGCCGGGACCAAAGUGCAAGAGUUGGAGAGUGUGACCGCUACCCGGAUUAGGGUUCCGCAGCUGCAGGCUUCCGAUGGGCCAGCUCCCGAGUACGACGAUGAGGACACAAUCGACAUCACAAUUGAGGGGGACGAAUACGGUGUUCCGAUUGCUGUCCACAAGAUCAAUGAAAUCGUUACAGAGAGGGUGAGUUAGCCUGUCCGUUCCAUAAGACUGCUAGCUAACAUCUUCCAGACCAUCACUGUUACCACUCGCCUGUCUGAUAUCCCUGGCGAAUUUUAUCCGUUCAUCCAAGGCCCGCAUCGAAAGUUUAUCGAAGAGUACGAGACAAAGGUUCAGAGAGUACAGGUUCCUGACUACUUUUAUUCGGCCAAGAGUCAGCCUUUCAGCCCUCCUUCCGGCCCAAUCGUCAUCACCGGAGAAAAGAGGGCGGUCCAGGAGCUUCGCGCUGAGAUUGACCUCAAGGUCGCGGAAUUCAGGGCUGCCUUUCAUUUUGUCUUGGUUCCGGUCAGCAGGGCAAAGCACCGUUUCUUCGCUUCAAACAGGGGCCAGCUGAUACACCAGGUUCUUGCCACGGCUGGGUGUACCGUUAUCCUACCCGAGGGCGCCAAGGCUGAUAGCCUUAUCGUUUAUGGGCCGAGCGAUAAGAUCCCACAAGGCUACCAGGAGGUCAUGAGGGCAUCAAAUGUCUAUCAACAAGAGGCAAUUGAUGUGUGCAAGGCCUAUCUCAGUGCUCCCGGUGGACCCAAGCCCCUGGCACGAGAUAUAACCCGUUAUCUCUAUCACACGGGAGAAUUCCAAUCACUCCAGUCCGAGUUUGAUCUCGAAAUUACAGCACCAUCUGGUGGCGAGCUACAUGACCUCAAUAAGCCGUGUGUCAUUCAUAUUAUCGGAAAGUCGGUGGAUAGUGUUAAUGGGGUGAAAGCUAGGAUCCUGGAGCUCUAUAGCAAACUAACGCCAGGCCAUAUCUUGCGAUUUGAGGUUGAACCUUUGCAUCAUAGAUUAAUUGUUGGGAAGGACGGCCGAGGCGUGAGAAGGAUUACUGAUAAAUUCUUCGGGCAUGGUCUUCUUCUCCCGGAGGACAUGGGAGAGGCGGAGAUUGUCUUGAUCUAUGAUGGGCCCUCCUGGGAUCCCGAAGAGAUUUCCAAGUCACUUGAGGAUCUUAAGGAGCAUAUUUUGUCGUUGGUUGAGGCGCAGAAAUUUGAUGUUGUGGAGAAGAUUAUUACCGUUCAAAAUAGUUUUCAUGCCAAGGUCCAGGGAGAGGGAAGCACCACUCUCAAUGCUCUGAAUCCGGCCUCCGUCCAUGUACAUUUCGGUGCGCCAAAAGCGCGGCCCGGGGGGCCCACAGCAGCUCCUUCGCCAGGCGAUGAGGACAAGAUUACCAUCCGUGGAGCCAAGGCGAAUGUUGACAAUUUGGCCGUCACGAUCCAGCGAUUUGUUGCGAGCAUCCCCAAGGAUGGAAAUAUCCCUAUCGUGUCUAUGAAAUUUGAUUACCCUACUCAUCUAUCCGCUCAGCUGAUUGGUGCAAAGGGUGCUAAUGUCAACAAACUGAGGGCUGAACUUGGGGUGGAAAUUAAUCUCAAAGAGGGCCAGGGUGAGAUUAAGGGCAUUCAGGUUGCUGUGGAGGCGGCCAGGAGGAAAAUCGAAUCGCAGAUCAAGGAGCACUUGGACAAAGCUGUCGAACGUCUCAGGAUUCCUCAAGAGUUUCACUCUACUAUCAUUGGGUCCGGGGGAAAUUCUGUUCGCAAGUUGGAGACAAGGUAUGGUGUUCGUAUUAUGUUUCCCAAGUCGGGUAGAGAUAAGGAUGCCGAUGGUGCCGACGUUCCUACCAAGCAGGAUGCGAACGAAGUCAUCGUCAAGGGUGGCAAGGAUGGUGUGAGCGAGGCCCGUGCUGAAAUCCUUGCAUUGUUGGAGUAUGAGAAGGGCAAGAGCUUCACUGCCACCAUCCCCAUUACGGGGCGGGGGCUCGAGUUCAUGUUCAAGAAUGCCUCCAAGGAGAUUAAGCAACUUAGGGAUGAUUCAAAUGUCAGACUUGAUAUCCCACUGCGCGAUGCUGUUGAGAAGGACGAGCGGGUCGUCAUCAAAAUCCGUGGAACUGAAGACGAAGUCGAGAAUGCUAAAACGAUCUUGUCCAAGAUCGUAAAAGAGGCGGAGCAGACGACACUGCGAACGAUCAUCGUCGAGAAGAAGCACCACGGCUCUCUGAUCGGCCCAGGAGGUAGGACAGUCAGAACGUGCGGGUUUGGUCGGUUGCUAAUUUUGUAUAGGUCAAACUCUCCUGGAGAUCGUUGUUGGUGCUGGUGGCCCUAACGAUAAACAGGCGCUACACCGCACGGUACGUUUCCCGGACCUGGAGUCUGACUGCAACGAGAUCAUUGUUCAAGGAAACUCCGUAGUUGUCGAUAGGAUCGCUUGCGCCAUUGAGAAGAUUGUGGAGCAGAAAAAGAGCCUGAUCACCGUGACAGUUGAGGUUGCGCCGGAAAAGCGUGGACUUCUCAUCGGGCGCGGGGGAAGCAUCCGCAAGGAGUUGGAAGCCAAGUUCAAGGUUACCAUCGAUAUCCCCCGACAGAACCCUGGCCAAACCAAUCCCAGCCCUGAUAUCAAUAUCACAGGUAUCGCCGAGGACGUUGAUAAGGCGAAGGACCAUAUUCUUGAAAUGGUCAAGGAGCUUGAAAGUGAGAUAAUCGUGAUCCCGACUCACUUGCACCACGCCGUCGCCGACGGUGGCCAGCUUGUCCGUCGUCUCCAACAAGAUUUUAAGGUUUCUGUCGACCAUAAUGGACAGCAGCGCCCCCCGAAGCCUGAAGAGCGGGGGCCCGACCCCAACGGCUCUUUGCCAUUGAUUACCGAUAACGAGGAAGAUGCCUCACAACGCUUUACUUGGAAAAUUGUGGAAUUGGAUACUCAGGAUGGUGAAGAGGGCGGCUUCCCAUGGGUUAUCAAGGGAAGGCCGGAGCAAAUUGCGAAAGCAAAGGCCGAGGUUGCAAAAGCUGUCACCUUGGCAGAACAGCAGUUUGUGGGAUACCUUGUCCUGCCAGACUCAUCUAAGUUUCGCCUUAUCAUUGGGCACGGUGGAAGCCAAGUGGAGAAGAUCCGUCGUGACACUGGUUGCCGCAUCACUGUCCCCCGUAGCCAGGAUGUCGGUGAGCCGAUUGUCAUGCAUGGGAGCAAGGAGGGUAUCGAAAGGGCCAAAGAGAUAAUCCUCGGUCUCGUCAGGAACGGAGAUUCUAACGGGCGCGGUCGUCGUCGUGGCAAUGGCAACGGCGAUGCCUAGUUUUCUCAGCAGAUUGAGUUACUAUAUUCUAAGACAUGUUAGUUUUCCGCUGUUUUCUUUCAAGGGUAGGGUCGGUUCUGAUGUGGAGGUUGGGUGGUUGGCCCGGUUGGUCCGGGGAUAUUAUUAAUGAAGAAGAAAAGAAAAUAUAAAAGCAGCAAAAAAUAGACAGUUCUCAUGUAUGGAGCGGGUGCCUUUUCAUUAUAUUAUUCGGAGACCAUUGGUUACCUUGUGUCCAUGCUCCUCUCUAACUAUUGGUCUUCGACAUGGCAGGUCUUUCUUCUUCCCUCCUCAUAUUUUCCUUCUAUUUUUCCCUCUCGAAUUUUGAUGGCAUUGGUGACGUUUUGUUUGUUAAUGUUAAUGUUUGGCGAAAAGUUAUUUGUAUGGUUUACGCGAAUAUACUACUCGAAGCAUGAGCUUACUUUGGCUCGGGGUUGAUACAAAGAUUACCCGUGCCAAGGUUGUGGCUGUGCCACAAUCCACGACUUCUCGCUGGCUCACAACUAUGGGUACUCUCCAGAGAGUGCCUGACAGCUCAAUGGUCCUUGGGUAUUGCCAUACAGGCUCUGUUUUCAUAGAAACUGUAUUGCCAUAAAAACUUUGUUGCUAAAUAUUAUUUUGCAAUUGAUCUAUUGUAUAACAGUAGUUACGUAUAUUACAAUAUAAUUAUGUAAACUUAGGGCGCGUCUGGUUGCCACCUCAAACCUUCAUUUUGACCCCGGUUAUGAAGGUUUGUCACAAAAUGCUAUUUUGCUUUUGAGUGGCAUGUCUGGUCGACACCAAAACACAAUAUUCAAAAUGCAAUAAUGAUGUCAAAAUGAAGGUUUCUGAAAUACUGGUCCGACCAGUAUUUCACAAACUCUUAUUUUGGAGUGGUGCGCAUUGGCUACAAUAAUCCACUCCCACUACCAAUAGUGGAGUAAAAAAAUUAAAAAAUAAGUAUUGAAAUACAGGUGCCAAUGUCUUUCCCACAUUAAUUAUUCUGAUUUUUUUGAGUGACCUUUUUAGAAUUGAUUUUUCAGGCGACCAGACAUACCUCUGGGAGUGUGAAAACUCCCAAUUAUAACAACUUGCGAUUAUUUCAGUUGCAGCCUGCAAAUCAGGUUUUGUGAUUAUCAAGGUUUGAAAAACUCGGGACAACCAGACGCACCCUUAAAUAUCUGUUUGUUAGUAAAUAUUCAAUCUUUCUAUUGCUGCAUCUCAAACCAACAAAAAAAGUGAAUGAAGGCAAUAUGAAUUUGCUAAAAUCAAUGUCUUGAGCAAUGAAGUUUCUAGAACAACAUCCUAGCUGAUGUUGUGCAGAGCUAGGAGGUUUCUAUACUAGUAGGAAUGUCUAAGAACUAUAAAUAAUAUACAGGAUUAGUGAGGUAGUAUCCUCACUAAGGAAUGGUGUUACAAACUGUGACUAAGUAAGGCAGAUAUUACAUAGCUAGGGAUUGUGAGAUAUAAGUAUGUGUGGAUUUCACAUGACGUACACUAGUGUGCCGUAGGUUAUUAUAUUGACUUGUUUGUAACUCACAGCUGUAAGUCACAUGUUGUUAUGAUUUUCGCACAUGACUCAAAUUAUGAGUCAUGGGUUUCACUCAGGUGACCCAAGUUGCGCAUCUGAUUUAGUUAUGGGUUGUAAUUGGUUUAUGGUAUGUUGCGCAGCAACUCAUAGGAGUCAGCUGAUGGAUUUCAUAUGACUCAUAGGUAUGAGUUACAAGGUUUGCAUGAUAUGAGGUAUGAGUCAUGCUGGGUAAAGAUUGACUAUAUAAAGGGUCACUAGACCCCUAGUAUAAGCUCUUUACAUGUUCUUCUAGUUUAUUUCCUACAUUUGUUAUUUUAAGAACAUCUUUAUACUCUUUACUCUAUAUGCAGAAGCAAGAAAACUAUCUCUAGUCCCACAAUGAAUGCUCAAAGCCCAAAUUGAGGACUUGAUAAGAUUGAGGAAUAGGUGCAAGCAGAUAGAAGUCCAAUGACUUGACUAUCCAUAUCACAUAGGCAAUGGCUUAAGAACUAUGAUCUUACCAAGUAGUAAGAAUCGUUACCUGUUGCACCCAGGAGCCAGGUAGGAUUCUUAACGUUAGAAUGUGUCUACAACAUAACACUUAACGAUCAUACUAUGGCUCUCUUCAACUGAGACAUGGAACAAGAUUUGGACCUACAAGACAAUAGUCUAGGACUAAGGGAAUUUAG
This is a messenger RNA of Tuber aestivum (summer truffle), 6995 nucleotides long. The record is from the annotation of a GenBank genome assembly. NCBI's taxonomy places the organism in Eukaryota, Fungi, Ascomycota, Pezizomycetes, Pezizales, Tuberaceae.